UUGUUUCUGCCUCUUCCUCCUCUAGUGGCAUUUGGUCAAUGUUUCAGUACAAGUGAUAAGCAUUAGUAGCACAGCCAACUUUUACACUGCCGCAGGUGUAGUUGUGAUCCUCAGGAUAUUAUUGCUCACCCACCACUGGAUCAACAUGUUACGACGGAAACCAUCCAACGCCUCAGAAAAGGAGCAGCCCCAGGUGCAAAAGAAGAAGCUGUCUCUGCAAAGGUCCAGUAGCUUCAAAGACUUUAUGAAGCCAAAGCCAGCAUCACCUGUAGUGAGUGAGGCCACCUUGGAUGAAAGUAAGUUGGAGGGGGCACCACCAGAGGAUUCUGGGAAAAGUAACGGGAAACUGGGAAAGAGAUGGCGAAAUGUCAUAACUCGCACAAUGACCCGCAAAACCUCCAAAAUGGUACAGAAAGCCCUUGCAGAGGAAGGGAAUGAGAGUGGGGAGGAUGGCUCUAUGUCUCCCAUGUCUCCAAAUGACUGGAUGCCAGAUCUCAGUGCUGGGAACAGAAUAUCUGUGUGCUCCAACAGCUCAGAGGACACAAUACACAGCCCUCUCUCACGCCAGCUCUCUGGAUGUGCUGACAGACAGAGUCUGGACAGUGGCUUCAGCCAGAGAGACAGUAUGAGACUGGAGGACAGCACCUAUACAGGGCCCUUCUGUGGCAGAGCCCUAGUCCACACUGACUUCACCCCCAGCCCGUAUGACAUUGAAUCCCUAAAACUGCAGAAAGGGGAUAUCAUCCAGAUUAUUGAGAAGCCACCAGUAGGCACCUGGACUGGUAAACUCAAUAACAAAGUGGGCUCCUUUAAGUUCAUCUACGUCACUAUGCUACCAGAGGAGGACACGCCACCAAAGAGAAAACGAUGCACCAGUCAGGGACAUCGGAAUAAACCCAAACCAAAAAGCCUGCAGGAAGUUCUAGAGAGAAUAGGCCUAACUGAGCUGGGAUCUCUCCUGUCCAUGCAUGGUUUCCAGAGCUUGGAGGAUUUUAGUGACCUGAAGGAGUCCCACCUGAACGAGCUAAACAUUACAGACCCUGAACACCGUGCCAAGAUAUUGAAAGCUACAGAACUUAUUCAUGACUCGGAGGACGAAUCAGAUGAAGAGGAAAAAUCUGAGCAAAAGACUGAAAGGCCACGGGACUCAGGCUGUUACGAGAGCACAGAAAACCUGGCAAACGGGCGUGAGGAGCCCCAGGCGGUAUCCCAGACCGAGGCAGAGAUUGAUCCUGACAUAGAAGUAAAAGCCGUUCAGCAGCAGCUGGAGGAGAUGAAGGUGGAGGAGAGUCCAGAGAGCCAAACGGAGUGAAGACCACAGAAUGUUCUUUUGAUCCUGCUACUUGGAAACUCUGUCAACCUCACCGAUCGAUUGAGGGUAUUUGUCAUGGCCAUGUGCUGGACCAAAUCCACAAAAAGGAAACUAUUUAAGAUGUACAGAAGACAACAGGUCUUCUUAGAAGCUGGCACAAAAUUCAUGCUGGACGUAGCCGUCUUCUCUUUUACGUUAUUGUUCAGAACUUUUUUGAAAUGAUCCAAAAUCAUAAACUGUAUGUGAUAUUCCAUGGAUUAAACUGUAGCUAUGGUUAUUUUACAUCAUAAAAUAAGAAGCAUAUGGUGAUACCCAAAAGUUUUUUUUUUUUCUCAAUAUAGUUU
Messenger RNA from Myxocyprinus asiaticus (Chinese sucker), 1656 nucleotides. Its product is annotated as SAM and SH3 domain-containing protein 3-like. Bases 146 to 1312 code for a protein of 388 amino acids. The record is from RefSeq and is a predicted model, not a curated record. Lineage: Eukaryota; Metazoa; Chordata; Actinopteri; Cypriniformes; Catostomidae. The transcript is spliced from 8 exons. Gene Ontology annotation, molecular function: protein binding.